AUGCCUUCUGUAACAGGUCCUGGCGCAGUUGCCACUAUAGCACUAUGGCUGUCUGCCAGCAAUUCCCCUAGCACCCAACCCAGUGAGAUUUUUCAUCCUUCCAGUAGCUCUAGCACUAGUUCCAAACAAAGUGUGAGCUUCAGACCUUCCAUUAUUUCGAGCACAAGUGAUUUGCCCAGUGUCAUGCCCAGUGAAAGCUAUCAGCCUUCAGGUGGCUCUAGUACCAGUUCAGAACCAAGUGUGAGCUUCAGACCGUCCAUCACGAGUGGUUCUCCAAUCACCCAACCUAGCAAAAAUUUUCAGCCUUCCAUUGCUCCUACUAGCCCCAAUUCCAAACCAUCCACAGGCCCCAUCACAACUUCUUUGUCAAGCCCAGUUGGAGCCCCCAAGGCAGGCUUCUUACAGGGCAGUGUCUCUCAAGGCGAUUGGACGUUUAGUGAAGAUGAGGAAGCACAAUUUCAGUUUGAAGACAGCAGUGAUGAGGAUGGGAACAUAUUCCAGCAUAAGAAAUAG
Seminavis robusta is the source of this 513-nucleotide messenger RNA. Lineage: Eukaryota; Bacillariophyta; Bacillariophyceae; Naviculales; Naviculaceae. The record is from the annotation of a GenBank genome assembly.